Porites lobata is the source of this 24032-nucleotide messenger RNA. The record is from the annotation of a GenBank genome assembly. Lineage: Eukaryota; Metazoa; Cnidaria; Anthozoa; Scleractinia; Poritidae.
AUGGUGGUUCUUAUGAAACAGGGUCUCCGUUCAUUCAUCCCAGUGAUAUUCUUGCUCUACAGGGAGUGGUGGUUGUGGUGAUCCAGUAUCGUCCCGGUCCAUUUGGCUUUUUAACCAUCGGAGAUUCUGUGUCUUCUGGAAACUAUGGAAUGUUGGAUCAAGAGGAAACACUAAAGUGCAGCGGGUCAAGUCAAACAUGAAGCAUUUUGGUGGGAAUCCCAGCAAGGUUGCCUUUUUUGACGCAAGCGCAGGCGGAUCUAGUGUGGGUCUUCAUCUGUUAUCUCCUCUGUCAGAGGACCUUUUCCAUCAAGCCGUUGUAGAGAGAGGUGUAGAACUAACUGGGCAACAAUGCCAAUUUAAGUCGCAGUACAUUUCCCCAAAGAAAAUUCUCAAAAACUCAUCUGUCAAUCUGGGCAAAACGAAGGAAUGAUAGACUGCUUGAUGCUUGAGCAAGAAAGACGCUAAGGACAUACUUGGACACACUCUAUUUUGCCUCGGCAGUAGACGACAACUUCCUUCCCGACACCCCCCCCCCAGAAGUCUUUGCAAGAGAGUAGACUUCAAGAAUGCGACACUACGGAUGCUCCGCGUCACCGUUUUGCAAAUUUCUUUCCGAUGAUGGCAAGUCUCUAAAAUGGCGUAAACCAGGCCAAUUUCAAAAUAACUCUAAAUAGCCUGGCCGAGCCUGGCCCGUAGUAGAAACAGUGGAUAAGUUACCUUAUUUUAGGCAAUGGAUAUGCAUGGCAUACGCAUAAGAGAAUGCGAAUCAUGUUGUCAUAAUUCCGUGUUGCAAACUCGAUCAAGUGGGUAAAAGUAGGAGUUGAAGAUCGGGCUUCCAGGUCGUCAUUGCGCCACCCUGCCUUGUUGAUUGAUUGAUAUGGCAGAGAUUCAAAUUCGCUUUACUUUAUCCUCCCUAAGUCUAAGCCUUUCCUCCCAUGCCACGUCCUUAAGAAUGUAUUCCAGUUAAUAGUCUCAGUUUAAACUAAGUUUCCUUUUUCCAAAAAGCUUAACUUCAAGUUUGUCAUUUUCACUGACAGAAAUCGACCGUCCCCUAAGGUCUAUUACAAUGUUUUUCCCUUUCUCAUAAACACUGCCAAGCUCAUUGCGGACGCCUUAGAAUUUAUGUACACCCCGUGACCUAAUGAACAACGGCAAAUAUACACCCUAAGAAGGCAACGAGCAGACCUCAUUGGUGAUUAUCCCAUUGUGGCGCCAUGAGAUUACCGAUACCCACAGCCAGGUUGCUCCUGUGAAUCUGUGCGAGUUCGCCCACCAUUCCAUACAUGAUUUUUCGGCAAAGUGGCUGGGUGUGGUCCAUGGGGCCAACUACCCAUAUGAUUUUGGAAUUUCAUUUUUAUCAGGUCCUUCCAUACAAUACUGCUGCUCUUUCUUAGCCGUUAAAUGGAAAACAGAAAAUACGGUUAAUACGGUCAUCAAGGGGCCUAAACAUUUUGGCCGUGGUAACGGGUGACCGUAUUAACGAGCGUUUAUUUGCAAGAAAAAGUAUGGUCGUUUAGCCGGGCGGCGAAAAAAAGAGGCCGUAAUAACGAGGUGGCCGUAAGGCGGGGUUCCACUGUAAUUUUUAGUCGUUAUUGUAUCUCUUUCUUAUAUACUACUAUAACUUUAAAAACUUAUUAGUGAUCAAAACAACAGUAUUCUCUAGUAUCGCUGAUGACUUAAGUGUAUGACUUAAUUAUUUAGCGGUUACCGAUGACAUUAAGCCUUAAAUGAUAUGCAUAGUUUCACAAUGGAGUCAAAUCAGCUCGUAAAGUUCAACCGCCACAGUAGUUUAGUUAAUUCAAUUUCACAGGAGCUUUAGGGUUAAGGUAAAGCCUUCCUUUUUAAAGUGAAUUUCUGGUGCAAAAUUCUUUCAUGGCCGAUGACGUUCCUUUGGCAUCUCAUAAGAGACUUCUUUUCAUAUUGGCCCUGGCUUUAAUUUUACCCAAGCAAUAAAUAUAACUUUUUCUACCUGACAAUUCUUCUUUGCUGUAUAAUUGUUUAUUCACUUAUAAAACUUGUCUCUUUUGUUACAAUUAUUAUAAGGGAACGUGGUUAACAUCACUGACAACUAGAUACACACAAAUUGUAUUUUGUAUUUGUAUUUUAUUUUUUUUUCACCCUAUAAUACAUUAGUUGUACAAUAAUACAAUAGUUGUACAAUAUUUAUAAUACAUUAGUUGUACGAUAUCAAUUGGUACAAAGUUGCUUAAACUACGUGUACUUAAUAAUAAUAAUAAAAGAAGAAAAUUAGAAUGGAGAAGGGCACAUUAUAGUAAAACUAAUCAUGGCCCUUUAACAAGAUUGACUUUAUUCUUUUGUAGUUUUGUUGUUCAUUAAAACACAAACACGCACGCACGCACACACACACGCACACAAGUCAAUAUUGAGCAAGAUAAUAUUUUUUAAGUGCCUUUUUGAACAGCAUUUUCGAUGAUUUAUUGCGAAUAGAAAGGGGGAGAUCGUUCCAAUAGUAUUUUCCAAUGACGGUAGGGCAAAACUUUCGAAUAUUAAUUCUUGAGUGGGGAAUGUGUAAUUGCUGAGCAGAUGCACUUCGUGUAAAAUAAUCAUGUUGCUCAGAUACAAGAAAUAAUGGAAAAUUACACGGCUUAUUAUCAGAGACAUAAUCAUAUAAAAACAAACAAUUGUAAAUUUUAACAAUAUCACGAAAUUUUAAUAAACCUAGAUGAGCAUAAUGAGGAGUGAUAUGAUCUCGUAAAGGAACGUCAUUCGUUAUUCUAACUGCUUUAUUUUGUAGACGUAUGAGCUGUGAUAAUGGAUUAUCAUAAUUAUUUCCCCACAAUAAGCAACCAUAUAUGAGAUAUGGGUAAACAAGAGAAUAGUAAAUACUAGUUAAACAUUGAUUUCCUAGAUAACUUUUUAUCUUUGUCAUAAUAUUAAUACUUACUGACUUUAUCACAAACAUAGUCGAUAUGGUCAUGCCAGGAUAGGUGGCUGUCAAUAUAGAUACCUAAGUAUUUAAUUUUGGAUACUUGCUCUAAGCAUUGGCCAGCUAUCGAUAGCGAAGGUAAUAAAUUAUAAUCUACUUUCUGACGAGGUUGAAUGAUAAGAUAUUUAGUUUUUCUUAGAUUUAAGGUUAAUUUAUUUGCACAUAGCCAGUCAUAAAUAUUAGGUAGUUCUUUAUUUAUCUUUAAUAAGAGUUCGUCUAUAUUUUUAGCUGACGCUGUUAAAGAGGUAUCGUCUGCAAAUAGUCUCAUGGAGAAGAAAUCAGAAGAUUGAGUAAAGUCGUUUAUAUAUAUCAAGAAUAAGAACGGUCCUAAAAUUGAUCCUUGAGGUACACCAGAAGAAAUUGGCAUGGUGUCAGAAAUGUUACCAUUUACAAAAACUCUCUGCUUUCUUUUAUUAAGAUACGAUUUGAACCAGUCGAUAUGAGGUUUUUGAAUGCCAAAGAACGAUAGCUUUGAUAAUAAAAUCGAAUGAUUGACGGUAUCGAAUGCUUUACUCAGAUCUAAAAAUAUUGAUACAGCAUAAUCUCCUUGAUCUAGAGAGGUAGAGAUUUCUUCAAUGAGAUCAACAAGACAGUCCACAGUGGUACUGCCUGGCUUAAACCCAUAUUGAGUAGGAGUGAUAAUAUUUUCAGACGAAAAAUAAGAUAUAAGUUGAUUAUAAAUACAUUUUUCAAAAACUUUACUUAAUACUGGAAGAACUGAUAUUGGUCUAUAAUUAUCACACAGUGAACGGGAUCCCUGUUUAAAGAUAGGAAUCACUUUAGCGAGUUUUAGAUUAUCAGGAAAAGUUCUUUGCUUGAUGGACAAAUUAAUUAUACACGUUAUAGGACGAAAAAUUUGAAAUGCUCCAACUGAGGCCAAAAAAGGGUGAAGUUUAUCUACACCAAACGACUUUUUACCAUCAAGAUUAUCAAGAAUUAGAAAAACUUCUAUUUCAUGCAUUAAUGUAAAACUAAAUUUAGAUCCAGUCGAUUUUAAAAAAGAGCCAAAAUAACGAUUUGAUUUAGGCAGUUUAGAGGCAAGUCGACUAGGUAUGUUGCAGAAAUAUUUAUUUAUAACAUUAGAAAUAGAAUUUGGUUGUAAAUAUUCUUUGUCAUCAAUUUGGAGUUGGUCGAUAUGACAAGAAGGGCGGCUUUUGUUAAUAAUGAAGUUUAUAUUAUCCUACAUUUUCUUUGUGUCGUACAUAUCUGAUUAGUAUGCGCCUCGAGAGAUUUUUAUAUUUGCCUGGGUGCGGUGUGUAUGGUAUCUUUUUGUCCUUCUUUCAACUUUUAACCUCCUCAAGUGUUUUUUUUAGAAAUAAAACGCAACUUUUGCGGGCUAUUGGCGUUUUACUCGUCCGUAACGAUUUUUAUUUAUUUUUUCUUUUAUUGGCACGUACAAGCACCGUUCAUUAACUGGCCAAUAUUAAACUAGAAAUACGCCUCUCAUGCUUACAGAUAUCUCCUAACUGUCUUUGUUACACCGAGGAAACAGAAGACCUCUGCACCCAGUCUACCUAGAAACGAACAUGACCUAAGUUACAAAUAUGACCUUGCAAUUAUUAGACAUCUUCAGAAGUAACACUGCCCUGCUUUGCAACGUGAUGUACAAACCCACUCCCUGACGUGGCCUCUCGUGAAUUUUAUCACGAGUAAGUUGAGAGUCAUGGUGUGCAUUCAAGGGGGACCAAGUGAUGAUAUAAGCCCCUCAGCGUACGGUGGUAAAGGUUAAGCACAAGUAAUCAGCACGUACCUGUGCUAGCAACUCAGGCAAGUCUACAAACUUUCAAGAGAAGCCCUAUCUCAAAAGAAUCAUGGCGAUUCAACUCACAAUACUAUUCCUUUUGUGUGCAGUUUUGUCUGUGGUCGCCUCGAUCAGUGUGUUGAGAGUGUCAACAACUUAUGGAGAGAUCGAAGGUCUGACCAUGCCUUCCUACCCAAGUGUCUCCACGCAAUUUAUAUCUGUCAGCAAGUUUCUAGGCGUUCCUUUCGCCGCUCCACCGAUUGGAACACUUAGACUAAAACCUCCACAGCCACCAAAUUCGUGGGAGCCGAACAUUCGUCAAGCUAAAACCCAUGGAAAUAUCUGCUGGCAGGACACAACUUUUGAAUUUAUCUUCAACCCUUACGGAAGAAAUUACACGGUGAGUGAGGAUUGCCUGUAUCUCGACGUCUACACUCCAAACAUCAGCUUGAGUUUACCAGUGAUGGUUUACAUUCACGGCGGAGGCUAUGGAUCAGGUGCAGCGAUUGGGUAUCCUAGCGAGGUAUUGGCUCUUCAGGGAGUGGUGGUCGUUGUGAUUCAGUAUCGCCUGGGUCCAUUUGGCUUCCUGACGACUGGAGACUCAGCCGCACCUGGAAACUUUGGAAUGCUGGAUCAGGUGGAAGCGCUAAAGUGGGUUAAGGACAAUAUUGACAAAUUUGGAGGUAACGCUAACAAGGUGACUAUUUUUGGAGAAAGUGCUGGUGGAUCGAGCGUGACGCUUCACUUGUUAUCGCCUUUGUCCGAUGGCCUCUUUCAUCAGGUCAUUGCGGAGAGUGGCGUCGACGUGAGCCCCUGGGCAACACAGUCCGUUUCAUUUGGGGUUGGCUUCGCUAAAGAACUUGCUCAAAAACUGAACUGCCCAACGGAAAACCACAAAAAAAUGGUGGGUUGUAUACGCAAGAAGGACGCUGUAGACGUACAGAAAGCUUCUACUUCAUCCAACUAUCGUUUGGUUGAUUAUCUUCAGUGGGCACCUGUGGUAGACAAAUUCUUUCUCCAUGACACACCUCAGAAUUUGCGAAAAAAGGGAAGUUUCAAGAAAACGCCGCUCAUGAUAAGUUUUAAUAGUAACGAGGCUGGAAUCAUUCUUGGUGGCAUGGCCAACUCUUUGAAGUUGAUGGGUAGUGUAGAACAAGGAGUCAACUCUUCCUUUUUUUGCACUUUCUUAUCAAGGCUUGCGCAUGCUCGUAACUUGGGCUACUCGUAAGUAUACUGUUUUUUUAUUAUCCGGGUUAGUUUUUUCUUUUUUAUCAUACAUAUCUGAUGAAUUAGAAGUCACAUAGACUUCCCACUAAACCACUGUUUUGAACGCAGAACUGAAGUUGCGAAAAUGAGGGAUGAAAAUUAAAACGGACCCUUACAAAGUCUAAAUUUCACAAAGCCUACUUCUUUUCUCUCCCAAACUUUGAGCCUCUUCCUUAAGAAGCAUUGGAUGGUCAAGGCGCCAGUGUUUAUGUCAACCGAAAUUCAAGAGCAUUUUGUUUCAUAAUCUGCCCGAUGUAAAUGAAAGCUGAGAUAAGAGACAAUGAUGCUUUGAUAAACUCUUCGAGACAAAUUCUGACCAAAUCAGUGUAAUUACACACUAUAACUUUACUCUACCUUGAUAAGUGGCUCAAAAAAGAUGAAAGUGCCUCUCCUUUCUAUCUCUUUUGUUGUUGUUGUUGCUGUUACAACUUUUUUAAUAUUCAUAAAAAAGAUUUCCGCUGAUUUAUUCCUCAGAGAGAAGACCGCUGACGUUAUCGCAGACGCUUUAAAGUUCAUGUACACCCCAUGGCCGGAUAACAAUGAUAGAUAUGCACUGAGAAACCAGCUUGUCAACGUCAUCAGUGAUUACUUCUACUUCGCACCGAGUCACGAAGUCGCUGAUAUUCACAGCCGAUAUGCUUCAGUGUACAUGUACGAGUUCGCUCAUGAUACGAAGGUCACCAUUGGAGCUCCGUGGAUGGGUGUGGUCCAUCUUGACAAUGUUCCUUUUGACUUUGGUAUACCACUAUCACCGGACGGUUUCCGAUAUGACGCAGCUGACAGGAAUGUCAGUCUGUUUAUUAUGGCCGUCUACGUAAACUUUGCACGGACCGGUGAUCCAACACCACAGUCGGUCAGUGGUGUUACUUGGAGUGGCUACAACUCAAGCCACAGGGCGUACCUGCGAGUGGACCCAAAUCCCAAGAUGGCUUCAACGUUUUACCCGCUGCGUAUGGCCUUCUGGAAUCAUUAUCAUCCUAAACUGGUACAGCUGAAGUUCGACACCAAGAUAGUGGUCACUUUUACGGCAAACGGCGAGCGUCAAUUUGUGCCACUUGACCAAUUUUAUCCUUGACUUAUGCUUUACUGUUCAUUACUGAGCCUGUGUGCAGAGCCCUCGCCCCUCCCCUCAGUAAAAAAAAUCGAUUUUUCUAAGGGGGGGGAGAUCUCUCCAAAUGCUAUUCAUUACUUUUACCAUAAAAUAACUAACUUCACGUUAGUUUUGUCUAUAACGACUGUUUUGCCUUUUAACGUCUCCCUAAAUCUCUCUAACUUUUGGCAGCUUUGUCGAUUUAAAAUAGGCACGGCAUUCCUCACACUAACACUGGACCUUUUACAGAGAUAACAAGAUAUGUCUAUAAUUUUUAAACUUACAGACUCUUUAUAAAGGUGGAAAUUUUCCUCUCUUUCUCACAGAGAAAACAAAAUGUCUGUAAAAUCAUUUUUGCAGACAUUUCAUGAAGCUGUUUUAAAUAUUAUAUCGAGAAUGAUUAAGAAAAGUCUGUAUAGUUGAGGUCUCUCUCCCGAGAGCAGAUUGCUUUUCUUCUGUACUUACCACUGAGAAUGAAAAGCCUUCUUUCCUGGCUCCUUACCGGAGUAUAUGUUUUAUCAAUACGACAUUCUAAACUUUUUUAGGAAGCUUUUGCCUUGAACACCUUCUGAUAGAUUAUUCAUAAAAUUAACAAAAGAAAGAAAACUGCCUUGAACACAACUCUGCUUAAUGCCUAGAACGGUAGAACGAGUAUCGAGUUAACUUUUCGAAUUUUAACUGGAAAAGCCUGCCGCCGUCGUUGUUUUAUCCAUUUUAAGUUAAUGUAUGUAAAACGAAAGGAGUAUUUUUAAAAAUGACACUCAAACAAGUUAUCAGUGAUUUUAAAAUCAAGGAAAUGGUUUAGGCAUUUUUUCUUCUUUGGCCGUGGCAUGGGCUAAGAAAAAUGUUCGUUCAAACGGAGGAUUCCCCUCCCCUCACUCCAAAGGCCAUAAUUUUUGUAAUGGUGGGUCAUAUAUUUCACAGUUGUUUCUCCUGGACACUUGAUGAGGGUCUGGGUGGGAUUAACUAACAGCUGACAAAUGGCCAAAAUUUUAACUGACAACUGACAUUUGAACCCCCCCACCCAGACCCUCCUUGAUCCAAAAGUCUUCGUUUGGAGCCACGGCCUCAGUCUCCGAGCCGUGCAGGACCUUCGCAGGACAUUGCUAGAAUAUGGUAGAGAGCAUCUGGAACAUUUUUGAUGGUUUGGAAUGCGUACAUCUAACCAAACCCGGCGUAGCUAAUCGAACGUUCGGUAAUCGAACUCAAUCGAACUUAAUCGAACUCAAUUUAUGGAUUGAGCUCGAUUGAUUCAAACUGAUUCAGUAAUCGAACAUAAUCGAACAAGGAAAUUUUCUGUGAGUUCGUUUAACGAACUAAUCGAACUCAUUGAUCGAAUCAAUCGAACACAAUCGAACAAAAUCCAUGAAACACGUUCGAUUGCCGGCCCGGUAAUUGGGAGAUUGGAUGCAAUUGACCCGGGAAUUGAGCGCUAACUCUGGUACAGCUACAAAACCAUCCUAUCAAACACAAAAUGUUGACGUGCUUUUAGUUAUUGAGCAAACCAAACUGUCAACAGUAACAAUAACAACCUGACUUUUUUAAUCUUGUCAAAAAAAGGUGCAGAAACAACCAAGGUUAUCGAAAGGUUAAAGACAUCGGUGUUAACAAUAAUAGCUUGAACUGGAACGGACCCAUCUUCAUCCCUAAUUCAUCUCUUGGAAAUUACUUAGUUCUCUGGUCAGAGUGAGAAGUGAUACGAUCUCAAUGCUUUACAUCAUUUUGACAGCUCGAAGUGGGGUUCCAAAACUAUCACCGACAAAGAAGAAAGAACGGUAUGUACACACUCCUGGCCAGUAUUCCAAGGAGUAUGGAACUCGGGAUGGAAGCAGUAGACCCCAGGAGGAUGGAACAGAAGCAAUUCUGUGGUUAAAAAAUUCAUAGUUAACGUGCGUGAUGUUCUUUAUUGUUUCUUCAGGCGUCCAAUAUAAUGCGUGCAGCUCUUUUUUGCAUCCGUAAGACUCUUUCUUGCUAGCAAUUCCUUACUGCAAUUAAGAUGACCAGAUUGGACUGAGGUACAACAUAACUGGCGCUAUAGCAGCGAGACAGAAAAUUACUACGUGGCUUUGCGUGAGGUAAGGUCGACUAAUAUGCCUCAAAAGUCCACGUCGUUUUGACAUUUUCUUACAUAAUUCAUCUAUCUGGGCUGGCACCGUAAACUGAUAAUUUCUUCAGUAGUAGAUUGUGAUCGAUUACUUCAAAAGCUUUACCGAAAUCAACAUAUACUAGUCCCGUGACUUCAUCAUCAUCCAUUUUAAACAAAAUUUCGCCUCCUUGAUUCUGAUAAGUGCCGUUUCAGUGGAAUGACCAGAACGUAACGGAAAGCUGAAUGUAAUUCAUACAGCAAAUUGUUCUCUUGAAGACAUUUUAAUUGCGAGUUUGCUACAUUUUAGCGAAAAAAGAGUUACUUAAUACCGUCAUGGUGAUAUAAUAAACGAAGAUUCAAUUUACAGGGUAGGAAAAAAAACUACUUCCUGAUACAAGCUUUCGAUUCCUUCGCGGAAUCUUUAUAAGUUUCCUACAUGUUUUUCGAGGAUUUUAGAUAGAAUUUGUCGCACUGGUAUGGGGCGACAGUUGUUUCUUUCACGUUGCUGACCACUUUUGUGCAGUUGUUUAACUUGACCGAUUUUCCAUUUAUCGGGGAAAAUGUUAGUUGCAAUUGAUAAGUUCAGUCAAUCAGGACAAGCGAGUUCAAGUCCGGCUCUCACCGCUAACUCGAGUCCAGAUUUUUUGAAAAAUAAUCGGCCAAGCUUUGAAAGGGGCUAAUAGUAUGUUGUUUCAUCUAAUCUGAUCUAAUUGAUGGUAAAAAGCGCGGUAAACAAUAUACGAGGGAGAGACCAAGUGAACAUUCAUCACGUCUAUUUAUACGAUUACUCUUAGUGCUUUCUCGAUCCUCGCCCGAGCCUCCCGACAGAGUCACGGACUAUUGAAAGAGCAAAUGACACCACGUGUUGUAAAUAGAGGUGAUGAUUGGCUAUGAUCGUGCUUGACUUGGCGCUGGGCUCUCCGAUGUCGUAUGCAAUCAACGAGAUAAAUCAAGUUUUUAGAGCCGUUUAAGGGGUCAUUUAUUCGUCUGCAUUUCUUUAUGGUAUAAACCUGUUUUUCAGACAGUUGUGAUAACAUCCACCAACCUGACUGAGGAAUCGUAAUCGGGCUUCUAGCCUCUUGACAUGACAGCAGCAAAUAAUUUCCUUUUAAGGAAAAAAACACAAGGAUAUCUAUUCAAGCUUGUUCACUUCUAAUUUUGUACUUCACAUAAUCACUAAUGCUUUUAGAAAGCUUCACCUCAACUCAGAGCAACUUGCACGCAACCUUCUUUUGACUUUGUUGUCUCACCGUUCAACCGAUCAGGCUGUAAAAUGCACGUUUUGAAGCUUUUUUUAUUUGUUUGUGUGUUCCUUAUUUUCUUCUAGAGUUUUUCUGUGAAGGUCGUGAAUGUAUCUAAGUGCGCAAUAAUAUAAGAGAACUCGGUAUGACUCUUCAUUUCAGCACAUUUCAGUAAAUUUGUAGAAAAUUAUUCAAUUGCUCAUGAUACCGUGACACGAAAAACAUAAAUAUAUACACUGUAUCACUGCAUAAAUUACAUAGAUAAUUAAUAUCACGUUUAUGCCAUAAAUAACAACAUACGUUCACUUUGUUGUAUGACGUACUCUCAUGUUUCGUGACUUUUACUCCGCCCCUGCGUGAAGAAUAUAAGCAGUGCACAGAAGUAUUUUUCAGAACGUAGCAUUUUCCUCGAGUAGAAGCAUGGCUGUUGUUCAGCUAACGAAGUUGUUAAUAUUCUUUUCGUGUCUAUCUCUCGUCCCGGCCGUGACUGUGUCAACAAAAUAUGGAGAGAUCGAAGGUCUUAUAACCUCAUACCCGAAUGCUUCUGGUCAGUACAAAUCAAUAAGCAAGUUCUUGGGGGUUCCUUUCGCUGCUCCGCCGAUUGGAGAGCUAAGGUUUAAAGCCCCACAACAGCCGAAUGGAUGGAAAGGAGUUCGCCAAGCAAAGAAGCAUGGAGGCAUCUGUUGGCAGGGUCAAUUGCUUGACUUAUUUACGAAAAUAUUCGACCCCAAUUUCACAUACAGUGAAGAUUGCUUGUACCUCGAUAUUUACACCCCGAACGUCAAUUUGAGUUUGCCAGUGAUGGUUUACAUUCACGGUGGAGGUUACGAGUUUGGUACCGCAAUUACUUAUCCCGGCGAUCAUUUAGCCCUACACGGAGUUGUAGUUGUAGCGAUAGAAUAUCGUCUUGGUCCAUUUGGAUUUUUGACAACCGGAGACUCCGUGUCCCCUGGAAAUUAUGGAAUGUUGGACCAGGUGGAGGCAAUGAAGUGGGUCAAAGAAAACAUUAUGCAUUUUGGCGGGAAUCCCGACAAGGUGACCAUCUUUGGAGCUAGCUCCGGCGGAACAAGCGUUAGUCUCCAUCUCCUGUCUCCUCUAUCAAGAGAACUAUUCAACCAAGCCAUUGCAGAGAGCGGUGUUGAUCUGAGCCCUCAGGCAUUUCAGCCAACAUCCUUUGGUGUCCGUAACGCUAAGGAGCUUGCUCGGAUUUUGGACUGUCCUACGACAGACCACAGUGCAAUGGUUACCUGUCUGCGCAAGAAAGAAGCCCAGGACAUACUGAAAGCCUUAAAAUCAACGCGAUUUGAAAUCGUGGAUCCCACACAGUGGGGUCCGGUGGUUGACAAAAACUUCCUUCAUGACACGCCCCAGAAACUGCGAGCGACAGGAAACUUUAAGAAUGCGACUUUCAUGAUCAGCUUUAACAGUAACGAAGGCGGAGGAGCUUUGGGGAUAAUGGUGAACAUGUCUUAUAUGGGAAUCAUGGAGAGUGUGGACAAUGGAGUGAGUCCGGAUUUCUUCAAAACGUUUCUCAAGAAGUACGCCUAUGUUCGGCACAGCAGGUUAGUAAAAUUAACAUGUCUAUGAUUCAGGGCCGUAGCUUCCUAAAACAAUUAUUCAGUUUAAUGUGGUUGAGAGAGCAUAUCCCUGGAUGAAGGAGAUAUUUUCUGAAGAAACAUUUUAUGAAAAAUGCUGAAAAUAGAUUUUCAUCAGAGACUGCAGAUUUCAAGCUUUUCUUGUCGGUGUGGGGGGUGUGGGCAUGCCCUCAGACCACCCUAGUGGAUGGUGCCUUUGGCGGUUACAGAUCUUUCGAUUCGUUUGGGUCGGCUUUCGUUUUUAACAGAAUGUUUAGGGGCAUUAGAAACUUCAUGGCACCUUUAGUAGUCUUUUCUACUCAGUCAUUAAAUAAAAAUAACGUUUGGCAAACUUAGUGAUCAAGUACAAUGAAAACCUUACAAAACACUUAAUAUGCUUUCGUCCUUUUUCAGUAAAAAGACAGCCGAUGUCGUCGCGGACGCCAUGGAAUUCAUGUACACCCCAUGGCCUGACACCAGUAAUAGGUACGCACUGAGAAGCCAGCUUGUUGACCUAAUCAGUGAUUACUACUACUUUGCUCCCAGUCACAAAGUAGCCACUAUCCACAGUCAAGUUGCCCCGGUUUACAUGUACGAGUUUGCUCAUAGAUCAAAGUUCAGUUUCACACCCGAGUGGAUUGGUGUCGACCAUGGCGUUAACGCAGCAUAUGAUUUUGGAUACCCUCUGGUACCUAUAUGGCCCUUCCAAGACAGCCAAGCUGACAAGAAUGUCAGCUUGUUCAUCAUGGCGGCGUACGCUAACUUCGCCAGGACUGGCAAUCCGACAGCGCAGCUGGUCAGCGGUAUUGAUUGGGCGAAGUUUAACUCCACUCACAGAGCGUACUUACAAGUUAGCGUAAAUCCAAGUAUGGAAUCGUCGUUUAAUCCUCGUCGAAUGUCUUUCUGGAACGAUUACUAUCCUAAGCUGCUGCAGCUGAAAUUUAGUACCAAAGAAGACGUGGUCAGCGGUGUACAUCGCGUUACGAUGGAAGCUCUUGCCCAGAUUGUAUGCUUCCUUAUUUUGAUAAUAUUGUAACUUUAUUUAGCUAACCGAAAACAGGAGCCCAUAACCCUGCCGAAAACGAUAGUGAUAAAGUCUUUCCCCUUUUUUUUUUUAAAAAAAGAAAGAACAACUAACUGAUUUGUGAGUAGCCAAACUGUGAAAUAUCUCGUCCAAGCUUCACUCACUCACCACCUUUUAGCCUCUGUUCUUGAUCCCCUUUUUACUUCCAAUAGAGAAAUAAAUCUGGCCGAAUUUUGUUCUCCUCUUCCGUCAAGCAUUUUUUUUUAUGACAAAAACUGUCCAAAGUAGACAGUACAACAACUAAGAUUACGACCAUUGCUUUUAUAAGAAAAAAAAAUUCCUCCUUUCUCCCUCCCCGCUCUUUCUAAUCAUCCUCUCCUUUGCUAGUGCGAUUUUCAGGCCAAAACCUGCCCUUUGGCCCUUUUUCAGGCAAACGGCUGUAAUUCUCGCACUGUGUUUGUUUUCAAAAAAUCGGCUAGACAUAUUUAUUGCAAUAUGUUGUUCUGUUAGACCUGUAAAAUGACUUACCCUUUAUGAUUAUGGCAUUUUCAACAUAUAAUUAUAAGCUUUCAGGGUUCUAAACUUUGUAAAAGUAAAGUGAUGACAAAAAUUAAAAGUUUCUCCCUCUCAGAAACAUUCAAGAAGGAACUAAAGUCAUGACUUAUGGACAAUUAUUAAUCGCCCAGAAUUUUACGGUUUACAACACCAUAACAAUAUUUUGACCUUCCGUUUUUAUAAUACUGGUACCCAUUAGUUCUUUGUUUUUUCCGUGUGUAUUAUACUACCUUCUGCAAAGCACCAGUUGAAUUUUUUAAUCAGACUGAAAACUUUGAGAGCAUACUUAUUAAAUUCCGUAUUUUAAAGCUUAAUCUCUAUGAUGCUACAGGAUUUCAACAAAAACCGAACAUAAGUCUGGGCAUCAAAACACCAGCAAAGGAGCACGCACGGCAUUGUGGGAUGUCCAAUACGUAUACUUGCGAAUAACUUAAACAACCUAAACAUUCGGUUUUUAAACUAGAACCGUUUAACAUUUUGGCUCUGUUCACAAGGUACUGACGAACCAGGUUGUUCAGUUGUUUUACCUUUUAUUUAUGCACAGAGCGCUACUUCAGGGAGGGGGAAGUGGAGGGGGAGGAAGUGGAAUAAGGGAGAGGGGGGAUUGGGGGGGAGGAGCCCUCAUAGGAACCCUCUCCCUUCUCCCUUUCGCGCUUUUCUCCCCCUCCCCUCCCAUUUUUUGUGCCUUUCACGCAGGCUACGCUGUGUCACUUUCCCCUAGGGAAGCAAUUUUCACGCGCGCUAGAGGAAGUUUGCUCCAUUUUCUUUUCGUGAAGAAAAUGAAGAACUACGCGUAGCUUCUGCUUCAUGAUCAGAUCACAGUUUAGUAGCAAUAGGCUAAUUUAGCAACAGAAGGGAACGUCAGUUGACGACGGCGCGCGCAAAUGCAAAUCAAACAACUGGCUUGACCAAAGGCAGAGCGGCAAAUUGAGCACCGGAAGUCGUGUUUAGUCCUUUCCGCGCGCUUUCCCGUCGUCAACUGACCUUCCUGUCCUGUUGCUAAAUCAGCCCUAAUAUCAAAGGGUUUACGGCCGCUUCCUAGUCAUAUUCCGGACACACUUUCUAUUUUUUUCUUUCCACACUCCUCUACCACUUGUUCACUCUCCUUUUUUCACACUCGAGCGGUUGUAGAAGAAGUAGUCGUCUUAGGCUAUACUGUUUACCGUUCAGUUGCGGAUCUAGGGGAGGAUCUCGGGGCUCCACCUACUUAUUGGCAGGAGCCCAUCACCCAGAUGGUGAUGAGCUCCUGUUAUUGGUCAAACUGGGGCCCGCAGGGCCAACAAAAAAUACUUUCGAGGCCUGCCUCACUCUUUUCCUAAGUACUGGAUGCGCCCCUCACCCCCGCUAACUUACUUAAAGAUCUGAUUCCACCACAGUCUGUUGUUGUUGCUCUUCCAUUCUAACUAAUUUUCCAAUGAGUGUUUUGUUUUGUUUUGUUUUUGUUACUUUUUCAGCUUCAGUGUAAUCAGUAGAGAUAGUUUCGCGUCACGCAAUGGUUUUAGUGUGAUAUUUUGAUAUUAGAAUGCCGACACUUGACCUCUUUAAACACUUACUCAUCUCCAGUCAGUGGGUCACUUAUAUAACACUGAUGUGCAUAUCCCGGGGGGAUGUUCCUGGGAAUUCUUGGUGGACGUGUGUUCCCCGUUCUCCAAAUCCGGACCCCUUCCUUAGACCAAAAAGUGAUAUUUUUCACACCGUUUUAAGUCCUGGCUUCUAAGAAAUCAUGUCAUCAUAACUUUCGUAAGGACAGCUAUAAAAAAAUUGCUUAAGAUUUUGUAAAAUCUAUUUCGAAUUCUCAUAUUUCUCUUUCUUUCUUACUCAUUUGGAAUUGAAACGAUAAAUGCAUUGUUCCCUCGAAAACCAUACCCGAUUCUAGACCAAAAUGGGCAAAGUCAAAACCCGUUUUCAGACAAAACGGUUCAAAAACCUUACUCUUUGGGGCGGCACAUACCCUAUAUGGCUUAUAUAAGGGAGUCCCCCCCUCCCCCGGAAGCAUAUUUAUUUCCAGGUCUUUCGCAAUAGCUCAUAAGUUGCUGAUUGAAUUUAUGAGCAACGUUUUUUUAGUCUCUAUAAUUCUAGAAGAUCGAGGAAGUGCCAUGACAUCACCCACAGCCAUUUUCAUAUUCUGUGCAUUUUUGCCUUGCGUUCCGUCAGUUAUAGUGUCCACCAACUACGGAAGCAUUGAAGGUCUCGUGACAUCGCAUCCGUAUGCCUCCGGUCCUUUCAAAUCCGUUAGCAAGUUUCUUGGCGUUCCUUUCGCCGCUCCACCGAUCGGAGAGCUAAGAUUUAAAGCCCCACAACCGCCAAAGGAAUGGAAACCAAAGGUUUAUUCGGCUAAAACGCGUGGAAACAUCUGUUUGCAGAUGGGAAGCUUUGCAUUCUAUAAUGAGUACCUCAAAUUGUUUACAGAAAGUCCUGUCUACAAUGAAGACUGCCUUUAUCUUGACAUCUACACCCCGAACGUAAAUUUGAAUUUGCCAGUCAUGGUUUACAUUCAUGGCGGGGCUUACGAGUUUGGUUCAGCUGUGACAUCCCCUAGCGAUAUAUUGGCAUUACAAGGGCUGGUAGUGGUUAUCAUACAAUACCGCCUUGGGCCAUUUGGUUUCUUGACGACCGGGGAUUCGGCUGCUCCUGGAAAUUUUGGAAUGCUGGAUCAAGUGGAAGCACUAAAGUGGAUCAAGGACAACAUAGAGAAUUUUGGCGGCAAUCCCAACAAGGUGACCAUAUUUGGACAAAGUGCCGGCGGAACUAGCGUAAGCCUUCAUCUGAUGUCCCCCCUCUCAAAAGAUCUCUUCCAUCAGGCUAUCGCAGAGAGUGGAGUAGAUUUGAGUAGCUUUGCGAUUCAGCCAACUUCAUUUGGUGUCAGCAACGCUGCAAAACUGGCUGAAAAACUGAGCUGUGCUGACAAAGACCAAAAUGCUAUGAUACACUGCUUACGUGAAAAAGAAGCUUCAGAUAUAAAGAAAGCUGCCGAUUCAAUCGCCGCAGACGCAAUUGCAAAUACCCAAAGUUUGCCCGCCUAUCUGACCUGGGCGCCCGUUGUGGACAAAAACUUUCUUCAUGACACACCUCGAAAUUUGCGAUACAAAAGGAAUUUCAAGUCAAAGCCAUUCAUGAUCAGCUUUAACAGCCAGGAAACCGCGGAGAUUGUUGGCGUUUUAUUCAACAGUUCGUCCUCUGGAGUAAGCCAGGCCUUUUUCAAAACGUUAAUCAAGGUGUUUACUCAUUCUCUCCAAAGGAGGUAAGAUAGAAGAUGAUAUCGGUCGUUUCUUACUCUUUCCGGGUGUUCAAUGUUGCGCCGUUUACAAUUUACACUCAAAGGAUCCCCCUGAAUGGUGGCUACGGCAUCUCAAUUAUGUUUUUAAUUCAGCCCUUCUUCCACUCCCGAGCAGUAAAGCACCACAGUUUUCUUCAAAAAACCUUCAUAUUUUUAUAGUGGCCAGGGUUAAAACACCUUAUAUUUAAUUAUAAAAUAACUAAGAUAGAACGCGCGCUCUGAUUGGCUGAGAGGAGUGUUUGCAUGAGAGUAUGUAAACAUGAUUGUGACGUCAACAUGUUUUGCUUUUCGCGCGCUAAUCACGAAAGCACGAAUUUGAAAAAGCUUUCAAGUUCAAAACUCUACAAGUUUACUUUACCCAUUCCUUCGUCGGCUGAAACUUGGAAAAUCGUUACAAAGAAAGUGUGUCGUUUUUUUUUUUUCGCUUAAGCUGUCAUUUUAAGCGAGAAAAGUCCGUAUUUUGGAAAGCAUCUUUUUAUAAAACAAGCUGAAUUAAGCGUGCAAGACUUCGGGGAUAAGACUUUUCGACUGGUAAGAAUUUCUCUUUUAAUCAGUGCCAUACAAAGAGUUUUGCGUUUUUUCUCGGGAAAUUUAUUUUAUAAAAGCAAUAGAAAACUAUUUUCCUGUGUUUGCAUAGCCUGAUAUAACAACUCGAGGCGUUGGGAGAAUUCUCGACUGUUAUGUAAACCCUCGACUUCGUCUUGGGUUUGCAUAACUGUCUCGAAUUCUCCUAACCUCUCUCGUGUUGAUAUCAGGCUAUGCAAACACGGAAACGGUUUCUAUUGCUUAAAUAACGUAAUUUUCUAAAUCAUGAUCAAUGUUCUAACAGCAACAUCAAAAUGUACUUUCUAGAGUAGAGCUCACUGACCUCAUCGCAGACGCCUUGGAGUUCAUGUACAUCCCAUGGCCAGACAACAGUGAUAGAUAUGCACUGAGAACGCAACUUAUAGACCUUCUCAGUGAUUACAUCUACUUUGCACCUAGUCACGAGGUCGCUGACAUUCACAGUCAAACUGCCCCUGUGUAUAUGUACGAGUUCGCUCACCGCCGAGUGAAGUACAAUCAGAACCCAACCUGGACGGGAGUGGUCCAUGGUGAUAACGUACCGUACGACUUUGGACUUCCCCUCCUUCCAAAAUUUGGGUUUGCUUUUGACGAUGCCGAUAGAAACGUCAGUGGUUUUAUAAUGGCUAUGUACGCAAACUUUGCACGCUCCGGCGAUCCUACUGUCAGCGGUAUUCCUUGGGACAAGUACAACUCCAGUCAAAGAGCUUACCUACGAGUUGACAUAAAUCAUAGGAUGGAGGCGUCAUUUAAUCCUCGCAGAAUGUCUUUCUGGAAUAAUUAUUAUCCCAAACUUAAGCAACUGAAAUUUGAUACUACAGGUGCUGUAAAGAACGAUGCCAGCCCCUUGGUUGCCAUGGGAACGUUUAGUCAAAUUGUAUUUGUCCUACUUUCAGCGAUGCUUUAAUAGCAGAGCAAUGUUUAAUAGGCAACAGAUGCAGUAGAACGGUGUAACAAUUAGAUAAAUUCGAAUAAAAUUCUGGAAUGAAGCUGUUAUCUACCUUGAUAAUUGACCGUGAUCAAAAGUGGGAAAUUAGCAAUUUUUUUAUUAUUUAUUUUAAUCUAAUCAUCACUGUUGCCCUAACUGUUCAAAGUUUUAUCAUUUGACAGAAGAUUUAACACGCUUACCAUUUUUGGCUUGCAAUUUGCAAUAUUAUAGAAAGCAAGUUUCCAAGAAUUAUUCAUAAAACCACGAAUAAAGCGCUGCCCGCCUAAGGGUGAAUUUCCACUUUCGCGUAAAUUUUACUUGCGUACAUACCUAAAUUUUACGCGCGUAAAUAAAAUAGAAGCAAUGCGUGAAAGGUGCGCUCAAACGUAAAAGUUGAGCGAGGUUCGACUUUUACGUUCACGCGCGACCUUCAAUACAUUGCCUCUAUUUUAUUUAUGCGCGUAAAAUUUAAGCGCCCACGCACGUAAAAAUUUCAGGACACUGGAAAUCCACCUUAACAUGUAAAACAUGGUUCGUACAACCUUGAGAAGGUCUUGCAUGUUAGUAGUCUCUUGAAAAGUCGUUGAAUUCGGUUAAGGUCCUUGAAAAGUACUUGAUUUCUUUAUUAGGUCUUGAAAAGUCCUUGAAAUUCACUACCUUCUUUACGCUACACCAUUUUCUUUAAAAUUAAAUUAUUUCGCCAAGGAAAAUUUGGCUCAUCCGCGGUGUAAGAACCUUUAAAACUUACGGGUAACGUAAAAACAUUUUUGUGCAUGAACAAUAUUUUAUUUCUGUAUCUUUCUUUUAAAUGCUAUAAUCUGUACCUCAUAUGCAACUGCACUAAGUUAUACUCAGUGACUAUUGCCUUUUUGCAAAGCGUUGUUAUGGAAAGUAGUAAAAAAUAACUGUGAUCAACCAUGGCUGAGGAAGAAAACAUCGUGUUUGAUUCCGUUAAGUGUUUUAGCCAAUAAGGUUUUCAAAAGGGGGUUAAAACAAGCCGAUUUAUUGAAUAAAUCUUAGUCCUUUAAAACUGUAAUUUAACCUUGAAAAGUCCUUGAAAUUUGUUUGUCUGAAUUUGUACGAACAAUGUAAAAGCAGUAGAUGGCAAACUUGACCAUUCGUAGACAACUCCGACAUUGCUCUAGAAGCACGACCUGUACUGGCUGCUAGAAUGUCUUCUUACUGACAGUAACUGAGCUUUAUAGCGAUCUCCCAAUUCUCUUUCAUGUUCCUUGAUGUCGAAUCCCUGCUAAUUGCGUGAUCCUAACACAUUUACUGAACGGUGACUGCAACCCCAAGUCCCUUAAGAUAAGUUAGGACGUCUGAAUGUGUUUAAUUUUUUGUAACCACAAGUAGGAAUGGCAGCACACAAGUCAAUAUCAUGGAGAAAAUACAUAGUAUUAAACGCUAUAUGCGGUUGAUGAGGAACACUUGUCCCGAUUUCAAUGGAGGCUCUACCGUGCCAGAAAUCAAGUGAACUAACGUAUUAACCCGAUAUUUAGUUUCACAGUGAGAAUGGCUUAGACAAACACUUCAAGCAAAGGUUUUGGGGAUCAUUCUGGUGGACAGUAUGAGGAAUAAGGUCACUGGUUGCUUCUAGUACUAUAGAUUAUUCCUAACUAACGAUUGUCUACCUAAACAAUCGCAGAACUCAAUGCGCCGAAAGUUUGUACCAAUUCUCCUCGCAGUUUCUCGAGUAGAGAAUGGCGUUCAUUGAACAAGUCACCCACUUUUUUAAACAUUUUAUUACGUGUUUAAUUCUGUUUUUUAGCGUGUCUUUUUAAAAGAAACUGAAGUGAUAUGUGGGUUGGAGAAUGAACCGAAAACUGGCAGCUUUCUAAUUGAUCAACCGAGUUGAUAAAGUAAAUUCACUAUAAUAUAUUGAUGACGUUUCGAAAACUAGCCCAAGGGUAAAUCAAUUUUAAGUAGUAGGAAAAUGUUAAAAUGAAUAAACAACAGACAAAUUAGCUCAAUAAAACUCUUUCGUUUACGUUCUUGAUUUGGCUUACUGUCUUACCUUGGUGUGGGGAAAGCUAGACUGCGGAUCGUCAUCUCCUCAUUAGAACGAUCGAGUAGUUAUAGUGACUAUUUUCAUUUCUCGAAGAUGUUAACGGAAGCGGUGGCCUAGCUUUCUCCCUGUUCUGCCACUGAUAGAUGACAUGCCUGGUGGUGCAUCUAAAACUGUCAGUGAUUUUAAGAAAACUGUUUGGUUCUCGAAAUUGUGUCUAUGUUUUGAGUAAAAUUUCAAGUCUGAACCUGUGCGAGCUCAUUUAAAGGUCCAGUUUUGGUAGAGUGCUUUCAGUUAUUAGACUAAGGACUUGAAAAUGCAAUCAGAUUACAUCGAGGCAGGCUUACUCGACCUACAGAUACGAAGGGAAGACUUGGGAGGCCAACGGACCGCUAAGAUCUGUCAAGUGGGUUAAAGACAAGUUGCCAGUUAAGCCCCCUUCUUUGUUUCUUGAAGAAAUUCAUUCAAACCGAUUAUUCAAAUUAUUCCGGAUGGCAUGUCGUCAGAGCUCCCAAGAACGCCUACCCCUAAAGGACCUUGCCUAGCCCACCCCUAAAGGUUUUUCUUGUCCCAUUAGCUGCCAGUAUUCACCUCUUCGAAAAUAUCUUAGUAUAAUGAUAAUCUAGCCAAUGUUACGGAAAGAACAACACAACAACUUUAUUAACAACAAAGAAACAUACACGCCCACAUGUGGCAAAAACUGUUCGAGGGACACGACAUACGUGUACUGGUACAAUUGAGACACUUUGCAAGGAAAUAAAAUAGAUUCACAACAUACCAGGAAAAAGAGAUAACUAGAAAAGAAUAAUGUCAAUUGGUAGGCCUGUCAGGUUGAAGUCACAGAUUUAGGGGUUGUUUACAUGGAGGGAGAAGGAUCCUAGUACCAGGAAAAUCCAAGAAGGCGGUUCAUCCCUGCACCAAAUGUUUUCUGUGUAUUCAGUUUACAUCCAAAAGAGUGCACUUAUCCCUCGUGGAUCUUCCCAGCUGAGUGAGAGGUAGGAAGACCCUAGCACUUCGGUAGGAAGAUCUUAGUGCUAGGGACAAACCAGACAAGAAUGGUGGUGGGUUGUUCAGUGGGUAAUCACAACAAGGCCAACCAAUUCGUUUGGCGUUACCACGAACAAAUUAUUGUGAUUAUUAUACAUUGUACUCACUAUUUGUCUUCUCAUUGGCUAAGAGCCUACAGCUAAAUUUGGAAAUCAGUGCACAACCUACAGAUUAGUUACUUAUCUGCUAGCAGAUAUAACAGACUAGUCUGUAUGUUGCGCGCGCAAUGUAUGAUUUCCAGUAACAAUACCAAUUCAGGUUCCUUGCGACGGUGUGGUUGUCGUUUUUUUCGUCAAAACAAUGUAUAAUAAAACAAUUAUUAGGUUCGGUUUUUGUGAUAUCCUAAAUAAUCAAGGUCUCGGUAAGUGUUGUCAGCCUCGGCCUUCGGCUCAGCUGAUAACACUUACCUCGACCUUGAUUAUUCCGGAUAUCAGAAAAACCUCAUCCAAUAACUGUUUAUAAUUCUGCUGAAAGGUAGUUAAUAACGCUAGUAAAGAGAGCAGAAGGACCCAAAUUACAUUCUUGUUCUUGUCAUCCGCCAUCUUAAAUUCCUUCACUACUUAGGCACCACACGGACCAAAAUUUCGGUAUGUAGACCCAACCAGGAUUUUCCUGGUACUUGAAGCAGUUGCUUCCUCCAUGUGAACAGUCCCUUAUUUGAGAUUGGUUUAUUACACUGACUGCAUUUGUUACCAAUGAACCGAUCUAUUGGAGGCAAGACAUUAAACGCAUCGCUGAAAAUACGAUAGACAAAAUCUGAAUAAACAUUCCCUUGCCACCCCCCGGGGGGCUUGAAACGCUAUUCAAUGAUCAUCACACCCGUAUAAUGAAAUUUUAGGUUUUCAGUGUGUGGAAUAGUAAUCAUUCCACAUCCAUGUCUGGCGAGGAGUAAAUGACGUCAGCAUACUGGGAUUUUACGGAGGUCAGUGUUAUAGCUUUGAGUAGAUUUUGUUCGAGUUUGUCUGAUUGGUUUACUAGGUGUUGUCGGUUUAAAAAAACCGCUCUGCAAAAAUCAAGACCUCAAAUAGCCUGUUCCAAGCGCUCAGAUAGUGGAGAGCGGUGCGAAGUAAAGAAAGCGAUGAAAAGUAGAGGGGGACUGGGGAGGGACUCCUUUUUACUUUGCAACGCUCCCCACUAUCUGAACGCCUGGAACAGGCUAGACCUCAAACAACACUGAAAGUACGAUGAGGUGGAUAUUUACUUUUUUUUAACAUCAUUGCGUCUAGGUGGCGCCAUUUGUACUAAAAAUAGCCCAACAAGCAUUUCAUAUGGUUUAGCGACGUCUCUAUUCUCGGUUAUUCUCUCCCUCUUCUUUCGCCUCUCUCCUUAAAUGACAUUAACCGAAGUGUUCAUCGAUUUAAACUAACUCUUAAGGAAAAAAAAUAACUGACAUGAACCAAUAAAAUAAAGAGCCCUAAUCUAAAGGUGUGAUUAUGGUUCCUGACCCAUGAAGUGCGACAAUAUUUUACAUUACUCAGGGCCAGCAGAGGGCAUUGUAAAUCGGUCAAGCAUUCUAAGCAGCUUUGCCACUAACAAGCUACAGAUAUAUAGGAGACAUUAACACCUCUUCUACUUUAAUGUUAGAAGUAUUUCUGAAGAAGCGAUUGACGAUGCCAGUUUCACUACUAGCAAUGUUACUGACCACUACGCUACUUUGUGCAAUGUUCCCUAUUGUCCAGUUGAUGACAGUGUCAACCAAGUAUGGCGAUCUUGAGGGCCUGAUAGAUUCCUACCCGAAUCCCUACACUCCGUUUGCAUCCGUCAUCAAGUUUCUUGGUGUUCCCUUCGCCGCUCCACCGAUUGGAAAGCUGCGGUUCAAGGCACCACUGCCGCCAAACGAAUGGAAACCGACGGUUCGCCAAGCAAAAGUGCUCGAAAAGAUCUGUUGGCAGGAUAAAACCAACGAAUUUCUAGACAAACUCUUUAAUGAAAAUUUCAUAUACAGUGAAGAUUGCUUGUAUCUCAACGUCUACACCCCGAACGUUAGCCAGAGUUUCCCAGUGAUGGUUUAUAUCCACGGUGGUGGCUACGAACUCGGUUCGGCCCUUCCAUGGCCCGGUGAUAUUUUGGCUCUUCAGGGACUGGUAGUUGUAGUGAUUCAAUAUCGUCUUGGUCCAUUUGGUUUCUUGACUACCGGAGAUUCCGCGUCCCCUGGAAACUUUGGAAUGUUGGAUCAAGUCGAAGCUCUGAAAUGGGUCAAAGAAAACAUUGAGAAUUUUGGUGGGAAUCCCAACAAGGUGACCAUAUUUGGAGAAAGCGCCGGGGCAACAAGCGUAAGCCUCCAUUUGAUGUCGCCUCUUUCCCAGGGGCUUUUCCACCGAGCUAUCGCGGAGAGUGGUGUAGACUUGUGCUCCUGGGCAAUUCAACCAACUUCAUUUGGUGUCAAUUACGCUAAAGACCUUUCUCAAAAAUUAAACUGUCCAGUGGGUAGCCACGAUGCUAUGGUAAACUGCAUACGAGAGAAAGGCGCCGCUGACAUACAAAAUGCGUCUAAGUCAACAAACAGUUAUCGGUCUGUUGAUUACCUUCAAUGGGCACCUGUUGUGGAUAAAAACUUUCUUCAUGAUACACCUCAAAAUCUACGAGGAAAAGGCGAUUUUGAGCGAGUACCGUUAAUGAUUGGUUUUACCAGCAACGAAAGCGCGGACAGUCUUGAAUCCAUGGCGGAGAAGUUUUCGGCCUGA